Molecule: messenger RNA, 456 nt
Organism: Cetraspora pellucida
Lineage: Eukaryota; Fungi; Glomeromycota; Glomeromycetes; Diversisporales; Gigasporaceae
Source: the annotation of a GenBank genome assembly
GUAAUUCUGGUUCGAACAAGGGUGACUGCGGCAGACUUUAGUUCUGUCGGAAGCCAAAUUUUGGCGAGUCAACAAUUAGGUUGGCCGGCCCAUAGAUUUACCAAAGAAAUAACAAUUGUUAUAGGUAAUUCUGGUUCGAACAAGGGUGUCUGCGGCAGACUUUUGUUCUGUCGGAAGCCAAAUUUUGGCGAGUCAACAAUUAGGGUGACUGCGGCAGACUUUAGUUCUGUCGGAAGCCAAAUUUUGGCAAGUCAACAAUUAGACUUUAGUUCUGUCGGAAGCCAAAUUUUGGCAAGUCAACAAUUAGGUUGGCCGGCCCGCAGAUUUACUAAAGAAUUGACAAUUGUUAUAGGUUGGCCGGCCCAGAGUGAAGCACAGAUUUACCAAAGAGUUGUUCUAUCACAAAGGCGACUGCGACAGAUUUUUUUCUGUUGGAAACCAAACUAUGUUUUGUGA